AGAGCAGCAGAGAGGAAGAGAGAGAGCGGCGGAGAAAAAUCACUUUGAAGAAGUGAGACUUGAGCAGAGGAAGAGGAAAACGGUUUAGUGGAAAAAGGAACAAAAUAGAGAAAAUAAAAGCUCACGUAACAGCCUGCCGAUGAUCACCGUCUCCCUUUAAGAGGAUAUUUAACGAGUGAAAGAGAGAAAGAAGUAAAUUCACAAUGAAGUUUUUCAGUCGUCUCUGCUUCCUCGUUUUAGCAGUUUCUUCAGUUUCCAGAGGACAGAGUGUCGCUGCAGUUACUCCAGAUCCCUCUGACCCCUUCACUACUACGCCACCACCGAUUUUACCGAAUGAAACUCAUAACGAAGAGUCCCUCUCCAAGACGCCGCCGCCCUCUCCUCAGAAUCACACAUCAACGAAUGUAACAGAUCUGCCUUCGAAAAAUGUCACAACUGCAGAAGAAGACGGACCACAGAGUCCAGACGGCGGCGUUAAAACAACAGUGGGAGUCAACGGCAACACAAUGGCGCCGACGACAGCCCCGGCCAGCACGCCAGGGAGCGGGAGGGGCGGCGUUAACGCUGACAUAACGACAGUUGCCAUGGUGAUGUACAGCACCUCAGCAAAACCAGGUAGGUUACUGGAACACCCACGAGACUCGAGAAGUUCGUCCUGGGCUUAUGUGAUCCUGGUUUUGAUCAUCCUGGUGAUCAUUGUUCUGUGUGUCAUCCUCUACUUCCUGCGGAGGGUCUCCAGGACGUACUCGUUUGACCUCCAUCGUCAGGUUCCCGCCGGCAAUCUCAACGAACCCAUCGGCACCUUUGAGCCCGUCUACCUGGACGAACUGGAUCAACCUGCUCCUAAAGAUCAAGUUACCACCGAUGACCUUUCACCUCCUCCGGUAUCAAACGGUACAACUCUACAGCUGGAGGAACGGCGCUCCAAUGGAGAAACUGCUCCACAGGAACAGCCCAAUGCAAACGGUCUGGAGUCUUCGCCCACCAGUAACACCAGUCCCUCACUGAACGACAGCCAGCCUGACAAGACAUCGAGCCCGUUGGGCAGCACCAAUCUGUUCUUCGACGCCACUGGGGAGGAGCAGCAGAACGAAAACAACAACAACCCAUCGGUUUGCUCCAGUGACCCGUUUGUCGAAAUAAACCUUGACGAGCCGGCGUGGUGCGAUCAGUUCCUCACCUCCCCUGAAGCUCCUUCUUCUGUCCUCCCCUUCACUCCUUUCUCCUUCUCAUCCUCCUCCUCCUCCUCCUCCUCUUAGCACCUCCAAUGACAACCUGAAGUUAAUCCUGGAUUAAAAAAAAAAAAAAACCACAUAAAAAUCUACAGGAAUUUUUGUCUUUUAUUUCCGGCCUGCUCGCAACUAGCAAGAAAUAUUUGCUGCUAAAGGGUGUGUAAAUCUCAAAAAACAAGCUGUAAACAUAAAAAGCUAGCUUUAGCAUUUAGUUUGUUGUGUUUUUAGCAAUAUAAACCGUUAACUAAGGUGGUUUUUAUACAAAAUACGUUUAUUUUUUAACAAUAACCAUUCUAUCCUCAGCUCAAAUAGCAGUUAGCUUACUCGAGCUAACUGUUUACCAGCUAAGCUGACAAGCUAGCUGGACGACUCAGCAUUUUUAGCAGUAGCUUUAGCCACCAUUUGUUUCAUCACAUUUAAAAAUUAAUCAGUGUUUAAAUCGAGCACUAUUACCAGAGUUUAACAAUUGUUUCUCAAACUACAACAUGUUGCUAGUAAACUAUUAAAAAAUCUUGUAUUUUUACUGUAUUUCUGCAGCACGGCCUUCGAGACAAAAUGUUUGUUAGCCGCACAAGAGAGCAUCAGUUACUGUAAAUAUGUUUUCUAUGUAAAACACACAAUCUAUAGAUUUUCAAAGCAGAAGUUUGAACUGUUAAGUGUGUAUAAUACUGUUUUUUUGUUAUUUGCUUUUUUAUAGAUUUUUGAAGAAAAUAUUACAAAAAAAACAGAUAUAAAAAUACAUUUAUCUGAGGUUGUUUUGCUUUUUUAGGUGGGAUGUGAACCAAACUGACAGACAAAAUGUAACUUAUUGUUUAAAAGUAAAAUUGAUGUUUUGUUUUUUUUUUUAACCUUUUUUGUUCAUAAGUGUUUUUCCAGUGGCUUGUAAUUUUGCUUUUUAUUUCCUCAGCCAUUUUAGCCAGUAACUAAUUUUCAUUUUCACUCAAAAAACAAAUUCCAGUUUGCGGCUGUAAUUGUUGCACACUUUGUAACUGCCACUCAAUUAAAUUUUUUAAAAUCA
Messenger RNA from Plectropomus leopardus (leopard coralgrouper), 2250 nucleotides. NCBI's taxonomy places the organism in Eukaryota, Metazoa, Chordata, Actinopteri, Perciformes, Serranidae. The record is from RefSeq and is a predicted model, not a curated record.